Messenger RNA from Cucurbita maxima (winter squash), 5387 nucleotides. Its product is annotated as increased DNA methylation 1-like. NCBI's taxonomy places the organism in Eukaryota, Viridiplantae, Streptophyta, Magnoliopsida, Cucurbitales, Cucurbitaceae. Gene Ontology annotation, molecular function: transcription corepressor activity. Gene Ontology annotation, biological process: negative regulation of DNA-templated transcription. The transcript has 8 exons. The coding region runs from base 448 to 4347 and encodes 1299 amino acids. The record is from RefSeq and is a predicted model, not a curated record.
GAAAAGAAAAGAAAAGAAAAGAGAAAAAAAAAAAAAACUGGAAGUUUUAUAAUUUGCUUUGGUUUAUAAUAAAGUGGCGAUGGCUAUGGGAUGACGAUCCUAACUAAGAAAAUUUGUGUAUGAUCAGUUCUCGUACGUCGGGGCAUUCAGCGGCUAAUUGAAGCCAAUUCCCGGCUAUGGAAUUCUGGAGCUUUCUGUUGAGGUAAGAUUCUUGAUAUCUCGUCCACGGUAGGGUUGGUGGUUUUCGGUUUUGGUUUUGGUUUUGGAAAAUCUUGCGGAAUUGGGAUCUGUUUGCUUCAGAUCUGAUAGGGUUUUCAUUGGGGGAGUUCGGGGGUAAUCGAAUUGGGGUUUGUGGUAGCUGGAUUGUAUUGGGUUUGCUGGCUAGCUCAAUAUGAUUAUGGAGGGAAAUUUUGUAAUUUAGGGUUCUUGCUUUGGGGGUUGAUUCUCAUGGAGGACGGUGUGAGAUCUGGGGGACCAUCGGGGGUUUUGGUGAAGACUCGGAACUCGUCCGGUUGCUUAAUUGUUAGAAAGAAAGAGGAUGGAUUAGGGGGCGCCGGUUCUUCGGCCUCACGCUUGCUUCAUGCGAAGAAGGAGAAGAAGAGGCCUAGGUUGGUUUUGAGUGAUUCUGGGUCCAGUGAUGAGGUAUUGCUGCCCCAUCGUAGACGGGUUGAUCCUGAAACCAUUCGGGUUUGUAAUGGUUUGAAUUCUUUUGAAAAGGAUGAUAUGGACGAGACGGGAAGCAUCAGAAAGAAGGAUAGGUUGCAGUAUGUUAAGCGGAAUGAUGAUGUUCUGCUCAACAGGAUGGAUGUGGAUGGUUUAGGAAGAAAUAUGGGCACCUUAGAUGUCUUUGAUUUCAACGAGUACGAUGACCUCGACGGUGAGAUUGAGCAGAGGAAGCAUGUUAACGGCAGUGGAGAAAAGCGGUUUCUUGGUUCCAUGAACCUGCCUCAACGUGAAAUCAAGAGGGAAUUUGGAACCACUUCUAGUAGGCAUGCUUUGGUGGACAAGAGAAAGAAUUUGUAUGCAGAAAAAACCAAUACCUUUGAUCGGGAUAGGCCUACGAGAAAGAUUAACUUCGACACAGAUAGUGAUGGAGCUUAUGUCCCAACACCCUUGUUAAGGGAUAAGUUUAGGGGUCAUUCUGAUGAAGCAAUAAGGGUUCAGGGUAAAAAUGGAGUUUUAAAGGUCAUGGUAAAAAAGAAGAAGAAUGUGAGUGAAACUUCGGAUAUGUAUGAUCAUCGCAAAUUAGAAGAAAGUAGAAAGACUCUAAGGACUGAAGAUACUCCGAAGAGGAAAGUGUUAGUUGCUCCUUCAGUUUACCCAGAAACUAAACCUCAUGUGAAACAGAAUCCCUUUCCUAAGCCAGAGAAGGACCAUGCUGAUUUUCAAACAUCAGCAUCAACAAAAAAUGGAAAGGGUUGCAGUUGGGAUUCAGGUGAUAGCGGUGUAUCAUUGAAGCCCAGAAAAAAGGUUGUUGAAGCUCAGAAAUCUACGAAGAGGGCAAGCUCUGAAGUUGAAAAAAUUCCAUGUGAAGAGACUCCCCCAAGUACAGCAAAGGAAGGAAAAGCAAAACGAGGCAGUGGAACUGAGAAACAAAAGCUACGUGAAAGGAUCAGGGGAAUGCUCCUUAGUUCUGGCUGGAAAAUCGAUUACAGACCUAGAAGGAAUAGAGAUUAUUUAGAUGCUGUCUAUGUUAAUCCAACUGGAACAGCAUAUUGGUCAAUUAUUAAGGCUUAUGAUGCCCUUCAAAAGCAAUUAAAUGAAGAAGGAGCAGAGGCUAAACCCAGUGCUGAUGCUUCCUUUACCCCAAUCUCAGAUGAUAUUCUCAGUCAAUUAACCAGGAAAACUCGAAAGAAAAUUGAGAAAGAAUGGAAAAGUAAGCAGAGAGAUGAAAGUGACAGUGAAAAUGCCAAAGAAGCAAGUGCACUGAGAUCUGCUGGUACUAAAAAUGACGUGGACAGCAUGGACAGUGAUAGCAACGAAGAAAAAUUAAGCUCUUUCAUAAAGCAGGGUGGGAAAUCUAUUAAAAAGAAAUUGAACGAUAAUGGAUUUCCUAGUGUUGACUCAAAAGGUCAAAGUUCUAGUAAGUAUUCACGUGAUGCCAAUGCAAAACAUUCUUCUGGAUUCAGUUCACGUAUUUUACAUGGAAGAAAAGGUAGAAAGCUUGGAUUGUUAGUUCGUCGCUCUAGUAAGGGAUUAGAUUCAGAGAAUGAUGGUUUUGUUCCAUAUACUGGUAAAAGGACUCUGCUGUCCUGGCUUAUCGAUUCUGGGACUGUGCAGUUGAGCCAAAAGGUUCGUUAUAUGAACCGCAGACAGACCCGAGUGAUGCUGGAAGGGUGGAUUACCAGAGAUGGCAUUCAUUGUGGUUGCUGCAGCAAAAUCCUCACUGUUUCGAAGUUUGAGAUACACGCUGGAAGCAAACUACGACAACCUUUUCAAAACAUCUUUCUGGAAUCUGGGAUUUCUCUUCUGCAAUGCCAGAUAGAUGCUUGGAACAGACAGGAGGAAUCUAAACGUCUCAGUUUCCACACAUUUGAAAUUGAAGGUGACGAUCCGAAUGAUGAUACUUGUGGUAUAUGUGGAGAUGGUGGCGACUUGAUCUGUUGUGAUGGGUGUCCAUCAACUUUUCAUCAGAGUUGUUUAGACAUUCAGAUUCCUCCGGGUGAUUGGCACUGCCCAAAUUGUACCUGCAAGUACUGUGGAGUUGCUAGUGUUGAUACUUCUCAUGAAAACACUACCAAUGUUCUUGAGAUAUCUAGUUGCAUGUUAUGCGAGAAAAAAUUUCAUGAAUCAUGCAUCCCGGAGAUGGAUACUCAUUCCAAUGGUUCAGUCACUUCUUUUUGUGGCAAGAAUUGCAGAGAGCUUUUUGAGAAUUUGCAGAAGUUUCUUGGGGUGAAACACGAAUUAGAUGCAGGGUUCUCAUGGUCUCUUGUCCGUAGAACAAGUGAAGAUUCAGAUUCAUCUCAUCGUGGGCAUUCACAAAGGAUUGAAUGCAACUCUAAACUGGCUGUUGCAUUAACAGUUAUGGAUGAAUGUUUUUUGUCUAUUGUUGACAGGAGGAGUGGGAUAAAUCUAAUUCAUAAUGUUCUUUAUAAUAUUGGAUCAAACUUUUAUAGGCUGAAUUAUAGUGGCUUCUACACUGCUAUUUUGGAAAGGGGUGAUGAAAUCAUCUCUGCAGCAACAAUCAGGUUUCAUGGGACUAAGUUAGCUGAGAUGCCAUUCAUUGGAACCCGUCAUAUAUAUAGACGUCAAGGAAUGUGCCGUCGUCUUUUUCGUGCAAUUGAAUCUGCUCUCCGCUUACUUAAGGUUGAGAAACUGAUUAUACCAGCAAUUGCCGAGCUCAUGCAUACAUGGAAUGUUAUUUUUGGCUUUAUCCCUUUGGAGCAAUCACUCAAGCAAGAAAUGAGAUUGAUGAAUAUGCUGGUGUUCCCUGGAACAGAUAUGUUACAGAAGUUGUUAAUCGAAGAGACAAUUGUUGAGGAAAAUGCUACUACUGCCUCAGGUGCAAAGCAAACGAAUUGUAGAAGUACAGAGUUCAGUAGUCCUAAGAUGGAUGCAGAGACCUCAUCUGGACAGGAACCUCAAAGUUGUGACGACACUGAACAGCGUCACUCCAAGAAGACAACAAAUGAAGCAGCUGACACUAACCCGGAUCCUGAAUCCAUGCCUGGUUCUCCAAAUGAUACAUCUGUGGUGAAUAGUUCUCUGGACGCAUCUCGUGAAGUUAAAACUUCUUGCUUUCCAAUGGAAACGGAAAAUUCAGAUUCUGAUUCUGGUGAUAAAUUAGCUGAAUGUUCCCCCGAUGGGAAAUGUUCAUCCCCCUCCAACCCGAUGGGGAUCUCUCUUCCAACCAAAAAUAGGCCUGGAAUUCAGCAUGUUUCAGAAGACCAUUCGCAGUCCACUUCUCAAUGUAUGGCAGCUGAUACUCCUUCAGACAGUUUGCUUGAACCUAAGGUUACAGUUUCAGAUGAAGGAAUCAUACGUUCGAAUUCUCAUGCUGGCCACAAGUUGGUUGAAUCUGAUUCUCAGAAGAAAUCUUUCCCUUCUACUUUAGGCCAUGGUACUGAUGAGUUUGAAAACAACAUACCCGUGAUGGAUUCUCCUGAAUAUGAUAAGUGUUCGAAUAAGAUUAAUGGUCAUGAUUUUCGUGAAGACAAUGCCCAUGCUAAUUCUUUUAAACCUGCUCUUUGGGAUGAAAAUUUUGCUAAUGGCGUUGUCGGUGAAAAGCCACUUGUCUCUUCAUCUGGUCUGUGUGGCUCUAAUGGACGCCCCUCCGAAACUAUAUCUGAUGAUGGAAUUUGUGGCAGUGAAAAUUCUCCACAGACCUGUGGGGAAAAAGUCAGGUGAUUCACGGGAAGAGAGAGCUGAAUCUGGUUCGGUUUGAUAAAUUGAGGCUCCAUGUUGAUAUUUCAUCUCCAAAUUAACUGGGUUAUUUCUCAUGCGACCACUUGGUUGCUGGUUUGUGCAGGGCUCUGUUGCUAAAUGACUAGUGCUUAAAUUGAGAUGAGUUGCAAUAAUUAAUAUUGCUAUUUGACAGAAUUUAUUCAACUUUAUGCUGUUCGGUGUUAGAUCAUAAUCCACCUUCGGUGAUAGUUAACACGAUUUUUUCAGCCCUGGAGUUCUACAGAUGUGCCCUUGAUGGAAGUAGCAUGGUUCAAUUCACUGCCCAUCUCUUCUGAAAUUGCUGCUCUGAAACACGAACUCAUUCAUCAUGCUGGCUAGCUUGGAAGAUCAGACUUCAUGAUAUGGCCGGAACUUGGGACCGACUUCAGUUAGUAGGUUCAAGAACUCUCCAAACCGCAGCAUCUUUUUGUUCUUGAAAUGGAGCAUUUCCAUUCUUAAUCAGGGUGAAGCUAAUCUCUUGGAUCAUAAUCUUCUUGUCUAAGUAUCUGCUAUCUGCUGCUCAGCCUUUUCGACGAACACAACCACAACAGAGGUAGAGAAUUUAAAAUUCCGAGACGUUUUCAAGUUGUCAAGGUUUUCUUGUGGGCUGUUCCACAUAAAUAUAUUGAUACUCAUUCAUAUUACUCGUAAGAAUGAUAUGAGAACAGCACCCUUGGGUGUAUUGGCUGUGUUUGCUGGAAUGACCAGGGCUUGUCACCUCAUUUUGCUGCAGUCAGUCAGGGGCAUCAUCUAAUUCUCAGAAAUUUCAGCAUCUUCUUGGAAGCUACAACGCUGCCAACCAUGAGUGUUUAGGGUUGGUUUGGUUAAAAUGUGUGAAGGCAAAGGGUCAACAAAGAUAAUAGCUUUUAGUGAGAGUUAGAAUAGGGCGUCCAUUGUUUACUAACUGUUGUUAUUGGGAAUUACUUGUAAUUAUCUGGUGCACAUGUAUUUAGUUUGAACUGCUGGCUGAGGCUAGAUUUUGUUCCACUUUUUUCUCGAACCCC